CCUCUUAUUGUGAGCACGACGCCUCGAAUUCGUUGGGAGCCGCGGGCCCUAAGGCCACGGGCAUUUUGCCCAGCGACCGUCGAAUUCACGCUUCGUCGCAAAUGAACUGGUCUGCGUAUCAGAAGCGGCGCCCAAGCGACAUUCGCCGAGGCGACGUGGGACUGCCGAGAUGCCAUCAUCCACUCCUGCGUGCAUAAAGAGUUCCCUGGGGUCUCGGAUGCACGUCGCGCGGACGAGUCAAGAGGAGAUGCACGAAUGAAAGGACGUUUCUGGCCACGGGGAACCUCGGCCAAGAAUAUACGUCCCCCGCCCUAGAACUCAGGAGCGCCGUAAAGACCAGAGCCCUCCUGCGGAGGCCACCACCAGGCCCCCGAACAUCUCCAGGCCGAGUCGCGGCAUCCAAGGAAACUCUACCUUCAAAGGGCGCGCUGCCACUCCAUAUGGGGGGAGCCGCACAUAUAUACACCAAGGUAUGCCGCCCGAAACGUAGUGUACAACUGUCGUGGACGUCUCACGGUCGUGACCCUACCCCGAAACAGUGUACACUGUGAAAUUGCGUCAGAGGACAAAAACAAUCGCUAUUCUGUGCGCGGUGGCGGUGGCGAACAUCGUUCCAUGGUCGUGCUCCUACCAAUGGCGCGCAACCGCUGCAGAGGACCAGCGCCCUGACCGGAAGCGCCCACCGCCGCGGCGGGCUGCGAGCGCGCCCAUCAUCAGAACCCGAGCGAGCAAGGUGGUGCUGGGGGAACCCAUGCGGGCCCGCACCCAAGUUCAAUCAUGCGAAAUGAUCAAGCGUAGCCGAGAUACUCACGCAGGCAACAGAAGGGCUGGGGCAUAAAAUCAGCGGCGUCUGGAGCGCGAGCAGUUGGGAGGCGGCAUCCGAACAAGAAAAGCCAUGUGCCAAUCCCCAGAUGGCGUUCGCCUAAAAGGUUUUAUAUCCUCUCGUGCAAGAAAUCGGGUGGCGAUCCCCACCCUGGGGUUUCCACGGGUUCCUCGGCGGGCCUCGCGCAGGAAACAUACUGCUGUGCUCUGCUACGCAAUUCAAUAAUACACCAUCGUCGGCAACGCUGUGUACUCCCAUGCAGCGCAAUGCUGUGGUAAGGAUGGAUGCCCAUGUUAACGAGAAGCAUGGCCUGAUGCGCUGUCCAACGGGGUUGAUGCUGCACGCACCGCUAUGAGAUUGCACGCUGCUCACAGCUACGCGAUGCCAUGCGACGCCCAGGUGCGGCAUGCCGUCCAGAGCUGUGCUGUUCUCGGCCACGCCACGAGCCCAGCGCCAACCCACCAGCACGGCGCAGCACUGCAUGACCAGCAGGUUGGCCUGCGCCCAGACAAACGGGGGCAGGGGGCCGGGAACGGGGCGUACCAGCGCUCCGUUGUCUGGGUCGGCGUGCAGAGCGCGCCAGGGCGGCGCUGGAAGCGUUGCCAGGGGCGUCCGUCGCCAACCGAAGAGAUUCGCGCGGACCUCCGAAGGUUCGUGCUUAUGCGGUCUCGUGCUCCUCCGCGCUGGGGGCACAAUAAUCGAGACGCGAUCGCUGUUGGUUGUUUCCUCCGCAUUGUUCAUCGGCUGCGCUUUGGACCCACGAUGCAGUCCAGCCACGGCAGGGCGGCUGCUGCGCGAAGCAGGCACAACAGGCGGAAGGAGGAAAGGCAGGAGGGCAGUGGGGAGAGGGCCGCGGACGUCCAGGGCGUCCAAAGAGCGUGAAGCAAUUCGGGAAGUGCUUGGGCAGGCUCAGGUCCUCG
This is a messenger RNA of Prorocentrum cordatum, 1743 nucleotides long. NCBI's taxonomy places the organism in Eukaryota, Dinophyceae, Prorocentrales, Prorocentraceae. The record is from the annotation of a GenBank genome assembly.